AUGGUCGCGGUGAAGGUUUACACGAUUCUCCUACGUUACAUCAGUGAAUAUGUCAGCCCAUCUGUAUAUGACGGGGACAGUGACGGAACCAUCAAAGUCCCCUCUCCGGACACUUUAUACACAGCCGUGCACAGCGAGUAUGGCGCCCCUGAUUCCGAACCACCUGAUAGUCCACAUUCAGAGAUCGCGAGUGGCUACAUCAAUGGGGACAACGCAGUCAGUGAGGGUUACUCUGUGGAUGCCUUCUUCAUCACAGAUGGGCGGUCUCGUCGAAAAGUGUUAAGUGGAGGACGAUCCAUCCAGAGGCAUAGCUGCAGCGAGUGCGGGAAGAGCUAUGCUACAUCUUCUAACCUAAGUCGACACAAACAGACUCAUCGCAGCCUAGACAGCAAGCUAGCCAAGAAGUGCCCGACGUGUGGCAAGGUAUAUGUGUCCAUGCCGGCCAUGGCCAUGCAUCUACUCACACAUGACCUCAAGCACAAGUGUGAAGCCUGCGGGAAAGCCUUCAGCCGACCGUGGCUUCUGCAGGGCCACAUGAGGUCCCACACAGGGGAAAAGCCCUUUGGCUGCGCCCACUGUGGCAAAGCCUUUGCUGACCGCUCCAACCUCCGUGCCCAUAUGCAGACACACUCCACCUUCAAACACUACAAGUGCAAACGUUGCAGCAAGACCUUCGCUCUCAAGUCCUAUCUUAACAAACACUAUGAGUCGGCCUGCUUCAAGGGCGCGGUGCCUCCACUUAGCCCAAUGGAGGACUGA
Hyla sarda is the source of this 759-nucleotide messenger RNA. Its product is annotated as transcriptional repressor scratch 1-like. Gene Ontology annotation, molecular function: RNA polymerase II cis-regulatory region sequence-specific DNA binding; DNA-binding transcription factor activity, RNA polymerase II-specific. Gene Ontology annotation, biological process: regulation of DNA-templated transcription. Bases 1 to 759 code for a protein of 252 amino acids. Lineage: Eukaryota; Metazoa; Chordata; Amphibia; Anura; Hylidae. The record is from RefSeq and is a predicted model, not a curated record. The transcript has 2 exons.